Magallana angulata is the source of this 2692-nucleotide messenger RNA. RefSeq names its product cytochrome P450 3A9-like. The transcript has 14 exons. The record is from RefSeq and is a predicted model, not a curated record. Lineage: Eukaryota; Metazoa; Mollusca; Bivalvia; Ostreida; Ostreidae. Bases 57 to 1628 code for a protein of 523 amino acids. Gene Ontology annotation, molecular function: steroid hydroxylase activity; oxidoreductase activity, acting on paired donors, with incorporation or reduction of molecular oxygen; heme binding.
AGACCACAGACUUUACCAACACGCAUGCGAUAUCAUACUUUUAUUCUACUUUCGAAAUGGGUCUUGGUGACAAUGCGUUCCUUUGGCUGAAUUCAUGGAGUUCGACUGCUGGAAUGUUACUUAUAUUUAUUUUAUGGCUUUUUCUUUGGUUAACAAGGCGAGAAGUAGAUGAGGCAGAGAGAAGGACCGGAAUCCCCGCGGCGGGUGGCGCCCUGCCUCUGUUGGGGCAUCUCCCUCAGGUCUUUAAACUGGGAGUUGAUGAUUUUGAAAAGAAAUGGCUACGGAAAAAGAAAUCCAAGCUGCUAUUAUCAUGGUUCGGCAAUUCCCCCAUGAUUACAGUGACUGACCCUGAGGUACUCAAGCAUGUCCUGGUUAAAGAAUUCUCCAACUUUCAUGACAGACCAAGACGGAAUUACCAUAUGACACAACCGCCAAUAAACAAGGGCCUGUUUUUUAAUCAUGGAGAUCAUUGGAAAAGAAUUCGCACAAUCAUCACGCCAACGCUCAGCACUGGGAAGCUUAAAGGCAUGAAUCCCGAUAUCAACAGAUAUUCUGAAAACUUGGCUGAUAAAAUGGAGAAACUGGCUAAAUCGAAAGAAAAAGUCGAAAUCAAAAGGUUGUAUGAAGGCUUCACCCUGGACACUAUAUCAGCGACAGCGUUUGGGUUGGAUGUAGACUGCAUCAACAAUCCUGAUGGUCCUUUCAUCAAGAACAUGCGGAGCAUUUUUGAAAAGGGGAUAGGGGUAUGGAGAAGAAUUUUCUUCACACUUGGAAACAUAUUCCCAACGUUCAUUCCCGUGGUUCGAUAUUUCAAAAUGGAUUACUUUGACAAAGACCACCUUGAUUUCUUCAUCAGACAUUGUCAAGCGAUGAUAGAAGACAGAAAGACAAGGGUCUCUCAGAGGAAAGACUUUCUUCAGUUGAUGGUUGAUGCAGAAUUGGAGGAUAAGUCGACUACAGGUCCCGAAGUUUGCAACGUACCAAACAAAAGGUUGACCAAUGACGAGGUGGUUGCACAGGUGUUCAUGCUUUACCUGGCAGGGCACGAAACCACGGCCAACACGCUGACCUUCGUCUCCUAUGAACUAGCCCUGAACCAGGAAGUUCAAUACAGAGUGAUUCAAGAGAUUCAAGAUCAGAUAGGGGAGAAGGAACCAACCUAUGAAAACACAAACAAACUGAAAUAUAUGGAUCAAGUUAUUAUGGAAACACUCAGAAUGUUCCCACCUCUAACGAGACUGUACCGUGAAAUACAAGAGACGGUGACGAUCGGGAAUUACACAUUUCCAAAGGGAUGGACCGUGGUUGUUCCGGUGUUCAGUAUUCAUCGUGACCCCGAAUACUGGCCUGACCCGGAACGGUUUGAUCCCGGAAGAUUUGAAAAUCCCAAAUCCACUCAGAACAAGUUUUUCUACAUACCAUUUGGUCAAGGUCCCCGGAUUUGCUUAGGAAUGAGACUGGCCCUGUUGGAGCUGAAAGUAUCUCUUGUUCACGUGCUUAAAAGAGUUCGUCUUGUCCCAUGUGAGGAAACACAGAUGUCGUUGAAACCCGUCACCCACAAAGGCACGCUGAUAUCCGUGGAACGACCCAUUCAACUUGGCCUACAGUUGAGACAAAAUGAACAUUAGAGCAUUUGUACAUGUACUGACAUUUUAUUUUAAGCAACCAAUAUUACCCCAAAAUGAUCAGACCAUUCUCGUACAUGACAUUGUAUUUAACCUGGAUCCGCCGUCACAAACUUUGCUUGUCUAAUUAGGUAUAUAAAUUAUCGACCUCGAAUCUAAGUUUUUACCUCAAAAUGUAUAUUUUGACUUGAACUUGAAGGUUGAGUAGAGUAAUUUCAAAAUGUUGGUGACUGCAGUUCUGGAAAAGAAUUCGAAUUUUAUGUUGACAUUAGUUGACAUCUUAUCUGUAAUUACCGGUAUUGUAUACGAGUAAAAGAACUACGCCCACUAACGCCUGAUGAUCGUCCCCUUUAACACUCGUCUAUUUCAGCUGAAUGUAGAUGGGUGAAUAUGGCGUGUAAAAUGUCUAUAUAUAAAGACGGGUUAGAUACUGAAAAAUUAAAAUAUCGACAUUGAAGUUUGAUCAUUUUAAAACAAUCAUUUAACACAAUACAUAUUUAGCAUAUCGUCGAUUUGUGACCUUUAAAUAUGUUUAAUACUUGGAAUAUGUCGAUUUGAACUGGUGUUUGCAUAUCAAAACCUCCAAAAUAGUAUCAUAUUUUUUUUUAGAACUUCUAUGCCUUUUCUUUUAUUUAGUGGGUCUGUAUUUUUGUCAUAGUCUAAAUAAUGGGGGAAAAUCCAUUUCAAUCAACAAAAACGUGGAGAGAUGACCCACUAUACAUUAAAAAUAUCAUUUUGUAUCCAAACAAUUGAACGUUUCAGAAAAAUAAUACAAGUCCAUGAAUUCGUUGCCAAAGUCACAAAGCAUUUAAACAACGUACUUUGUUGUGACUGAAGUAAUUCAGUGUAUAGAGCACCAGGCAUUAUUAAACCUUAUAUAUCUAGGCUAUUAAGGUUGUGGGUUCCGCACCAUGCACCAAUAUUUCUUAUGGUUUGUUAAAAUAUUCAAAACUGCAUGUACAGAUUGUGCUUUUUCAAAACUUGUAUAAAACAUUAUAAAAUAGAUUUAAUUGGAAAAAAAUCAAAUUUUAAUUUGUAUUUUACGACUAAACCCAUAAGUGCCAAAA